AUGGGUUUACCAACUACACCACAUCCUACUCCUUAUUCUGUAGGUUGGGUGAAUAGUUCCUCUAUGCAGAGAAUUACUCAUCAGUGUGUUAUUAAGUUUUCUUUUGUUGGAUAUGAAGAAUCUGUGAUAUGUGAUGUUAUUGAUAUGAAUGCAACACAUCUCAUACUUGGAAGACCAUGGCAGUAUGAUGUUAGAGCAGUUCAUAACUGUUUUGAGUAUACUUAUACCUUUUACAAAGAUGGUAAAAGAGGGACUCUAUUUUCUUCCAAGUCUUUUUCAGUGAUUCAAGAAUGUAGUGAUUGCAAGACUACUGCAUUGGUGGCUACUAUAUUUCUUUCUUUACACUCAUCUCACACUUUGAUUCUCAUGAAGACACCAAACCUAUGCAGAAGUGCAAAAGAUCAUAUCAAUCAUCUUUCUCAGUUGUUCAAAGUUUUGUAUGACAAUUCUUUGUUUGUGAACUUGAAGAAAUGCACAUUUAUGUCAUCUGAAGUUACCUUCUUGGGAUAUGUUAUCUCUUCCAAAGCUCCUAUCCUCGCACUGCCUGACUUUUCCAAGCCUUUUCAAGUUGAUUGUGAUGCUUCUAUUAUUGGAAUUGGAGCUGUUUUGUCUCAGGAAGGACAUCCAGUUUCUUACCAUAGUGAAAAGAACUCUAAUACUCCAAAAAAGUGGUCUAUAUAUGAAUUGGAAUUGCUUGCUCUUGUACAAGCUCUUAAACAGUGGCAUACAUAUUUGGUUCAUCAAGAAUUUGUGAUUAAUACUGAUAAUCAUGCUUUGAAAUAUCUCCAGACUUCAUCUAAGGUUAAACAAGGCCAUAUUGUGGCAACUAUUCAAAAUCAGAGUUUUGCUUUUGAUUAUAUCAAAGAGGUUUAUGGUGAGGAUGAUGACUUCAAGUCACUUUGGGAACAAUGCAGUUCUUUAGCUCAUGGAGUUGAUGAUUUUCUUAUUCAAGAUGGUUUUUUAUUUAAAGGUAAUCGUCUUUUCAUUCCUAAUGGUUCUUUACGUCGUGAACUGCAUGGAAGUGGACUUGGUGGCCAUUUUGGCAGAGAUAAAACUAUUGCACUUGUAGAGGAACGUUAUUAUUAG
Papaver somniferum (opium poppy) is the source of this 1086-nucleotide messenger RNA. RefSeq lists its product as uncharacterized. The record is from RefSeq and is a predicted model, not a curated record. Bases 1 to 1086 code for a protein of 361 amino acids. Lineage: Eukaryota; Viridiplantae; Streptophyta; Magnoliopsida; Ranunculales; Papaveraceae. The transcript has 4 exons.